UCAGCAACGGCAGCGACCGCAGCGGCAGCGGCUCGCCGUCGUCGCUCAAGAAGCGGAUGGACCUGCCGCCGGCCCCCAUCGACACCUACUUCACCGACAAUCGGGUGGAGGUGCCACCCGGCGACGAGGAAAAACUGUUCAGCUUCCGCAAGCUGUGGGCAUUCACGGGGCCAGGCUUCCUCAUGAGCAUCGCCUACCUGGACCCGGGAAACAUCGAGUCUGACCUGCAGUCUGGCACGGUCGCCGGCUACAGACUGCUGUGGAUGCUGCUGUCGGCCACGAUCCUGGGCCUGCUGACCCAGCGUCUGGCCGCCCGGCUGGGCGUUGUCAGCGGCAUGCACCUGGCCGAGGUGUGCUACCGCCAGUACCACCCGGUGCCGCGCAUCUUGCUCUGGAUCAUGGUGGAGAUCGCCAUCGUCGGCUCCGACAUGCAGGAGGUGAUCGGCACAUCCAUCGCGCUCUACCUGCUCUCCGACAAAAAAAUUCCAUUGUGGGGUGGAGUGUUGAUAACAAUCGCUGACACGUUUACAUUUCUGCUGGUCGACAAGUACGGCAUGAGAAAGCUCGAAGCCUUCUUCGGCUUCCUGAUCACCGUGAUGGCCCUCAUGUUCGGCUACGAGUACGUGGUGGCGGCGCCGCCUCAGGCCGACGUGGUGCGCGGCCUGUUCGUGCCGGGCUGCGCGGGCUGCGACAGCCGCUCGCUGCUGCAGGCCGUCGGCAUCAUCGGCGCCGUCAUCAUGCCGCACAACCUGUACCUCCACUCGGCGCUAGUCAAGUCUCGCAGCGUGGAUCGCACGCGCCGCUCGCGCAUUCGUGAGGCCAACUACUACUUCUUCAUCGAGUCGUGCGUCGCGCUGCUCGUGUCCUUCAUCAUCAACGUCUUCGUCGUGGCCGUGUUCGCCAAGGGCCUGUCCGGCAAGACCAACAGUGAUGUCAACCAGACCUGCGAGUCUGCUGGAAAUGCCGUCAGCUCGCUCUACCCACAGAACGACACGAACUUGGUGGAGGCCGACCUAUUCAAGGGCGGCGUCUUCCUCGGCUGCCAGUUCGGCGCCGUGUGCCUCUAUAUCUGGGCCAUCGGUAUCCUGGCCGCCGGCCAGAGCAGCACCAUGACCGGCACCUACUCCGGACAGUUCGUCAUGGAGGGCUUCCUGAACCUGACGUGGCCGAAGUGGAAGCGAGUCCUGGUCACCCGUACCAUCGCCAUUCUUCCAACAUUUUUCAUAGCUGUCUACAAGGACAUCACGGACCUGACGGGCAUGAACGACCUGCUGAACGCGCUGAUGAGCCUGCAGCUGCCGUUCGCCCUGCUGCCCACGCUGACCUUCACCAGCUCGGAGCAGGUCAUGGGGGAGUUCCGGAACGGCCCGGUCAUGAAGGUGCUGGCUAGCAUCCUGUCGGUGGUGGUGGUCGGCAUCAACGUCUACUUCGUGGUCGACUACGUGAAGAGCACGCUGCCGGCCGUGUGGUGGGUGGACCUGCUGCUGGCGCUAUACGGCUUGUUCUACAUCGGCUUCAUCGGCUACCUCACGGCGCUGCUGUACGGCGUGUUUGGCGGCCCGGGCUUCGACCGCAUCAGGACACUGGUCGUGUAUAACGACUCGUCCAAACGACACGACUGGGACGACCCAGAGGUAGAUGAGCCGGCGGCGGCGAGCGCGCCCGGAGCCAGCAGCUGGCCUGACGCGCAGUAGCCGACAACCGCGCCCGCUGGCUGCCGACGUGGCCGGCGUCGGUACCGAGACGGGGCCGAGCCGGUCGGCAGGGGCCCGGCAGACCCGGCACGUCCGGUCGUUAGACCUCCGCCGACCGCCGGGGCCGGCCGCCGUCGCCGCGGCCGCCGGCGCCCCGACGCUCGGCGUUCCCAGCUAGUCCUCGUCAACAGAUCUGCAGCAGUGAGCGCCGCCAGAAGCGGCCGGCUCGUGCAAUUGUGACGGCGCGGGCGGCGUCGGUGAGGGCGCCGGCGCCGCCCCGCCCACCGAGAGACGGCUGUGACGGCCGGCCGCGUCCGGACUGGGCGGUCGGCCGACUUCGCACCGGGGCGGGUCUCGACACCCCCUUAUUCCGCGUGAAGCAUGUCUGCGCUGGCGCAGUGCGCAGAACGCAUGGACGCUCUCGCGGCAUGCUGUCACAUUCAGCCGUGGUAAGCGAAGGCGAAAUUGCUGGCCCAAUGCGAUCGGCUGCUGUCUUUGCUCCCUGAGGUGAGCGUGAUCAGCGUGGCUGUGUGGAUGUCCAUGGCAGCUCGGUCACCUCCGCGCUCGUGAUCUGACCGUCGUGUCUGAUAAAUUGGUGCCUUGGGGAUCAACGUAUGACAGAGUGUUACAAUGAAGUGUUGUACGUCACGUCAAGCUCCCAUUGUAAUGUUGGUUUUGAUAAGGACGUGCUUACUGUUUUAGUCGCAUUUACGUGACUCUGGGGAAGAAAUACAACUGGUGCAGACAGAUUAUAUAACAUGUGAUAGAUGCGUGUGCAUAGUUGGUCCGAAUACGCAAUCAGUUACUUUCGACAUCCCAUUUAAGACUUGAAAAUAAUAUUGCCCCGCGGGCCAAGGUUUUGUUGUGUUUCUCAAACCGUACAGGUGCAGGAAAUGUGCUGGUUAAGGCUCAAGGUUUUAUGUGCGUUUACGUUACUCUGGGGAGAAAUACAUCUGGUGCCGAUUGAUUGUAUAACAUGUGAUAGACGUGUACGUGUCUUUGGUCCGAAUACACAAUCAGUUACUUUGCGCA
Messenger RNA from Pollicipes pollicipes, 2726 nucleotides. RefSeq names its product protein Malvolio. Gene Ontology annotation, molecular function: manganese ion transmembrane transporter activity; cadmium ion transmembrane transporter activity; iron ion transmembrane transporter activity. Lineage: Eukaryota; Metazoa; Arthropoda; Thecostraca; Pollicipedomorpha; Pollicipedidae. Gene Ontology annotation, cellular component: plasma membrane; endosome membrane. Bases 57 to 1694 code for a protein of 545 amino acids. The transcript has 11 exons. Gene Ontology annotation, biological process: iron ion transmembrane transport; manganese ion transport. The record is from RefSeq and is a predicted model, not a curated record.